AAGAUGGCGCUAAGCAAAACCUUUGGACAAAAACCUAUAAAAUUCCAGCUUGAGCAAGAUGGGGAGUUUUAUAUGAUUGGAUCGGAGGUUGGAAACUACCUGCGCAUGUUCAGGGGGUCAUUGUAUAAAAGGUAUCCAUCUCUUUGGCGAAGGCUAGCAUCAGUUGAAGAAAGGAAAAAAAUUGUAGCAUCGUCGCACGAUCAUGGUUACACAACUUUAGCCACCAGUGUGACUCUACUGAAGGCGUCUGAAGUUGAAGAGAUCUUUGAGGGGAAUGAUGAGAAGUACAAGGCAGUAUCCAUCAGCACAGAGCCACCAGCCUACCUCAGGGAGCAAAAGGCAAAGAGGAACAGUCAGUGGGUCCCCACCUUACCCAACAGCUCCCAUCACCUGGAUGCAGUGCCUUGUUCCACCACUAUAAACCGAAACCGUAUGGGCCGUGACAAGAAGAGAACCUUUCCCUUAUGUUUCGAUGACCACGAUCCUGCCGUGAUCCAUGAGAAUGCUGCUCAGCCAGAGACACUGGUCCCUAUUCGCCUGGAUAUGGAGAUCGACGGGCAGAAACUCCGAGACGCUUUCACUUGGAAUAUGAACGAGAAGCUGAUGACCCCUGAGAUGUUUGCUGAGAUCCUGUGUGACGAUUUGGACCUCAACCCCCUCACCUUCGUCCCCGCCAUCGCGUCAGCCAUCCGCCAACAGAUCGAGUCAUAUCCCACUGACAGUAUACUGGAUGAGCAAACUGACCAGAGAGUCAUUAUUAAGUUAAAUAUCCAUGUAGGGAACAUCUCCCUGGUGGACCAGUUUGAGUGGGACAUGUCUGAGAAGGAGAACUCGCCGGAGACGUUUGCCCUGAAGCUGUGCUCUGAGCUGGGCCUCGGUGGGGAGUUUGUCACCACUAUCGCCUAUAGUAUCCGGGGACAGCUCAGCUGGCACCAACGGACGUACGCCUUCAGUGAGAACCCUUUGCCUACUGUGGAGAUCGCCAUCCGCAACACAGGUGAUGCCGACCAGUGGUGCCCCCUGCUGGAGACACUCACAGAUGCUGAGAUGGAGAAGAAGAUCAGAGACCAGGACAGGAACACAAGACGGAUGAGACGACUUGCCAACACUGCCCCAGCCUGGUAGAAGAAUGACUUCCGUUACCUCUCGAUGAGCUUCAACCUUAAAGACUCCCAGGAAGACAGGGGACUGCUGGAGUGACACGCCACACCAUACAUCACAAUCCUCCAGCUCACAGACCUUCUCUUUUCCACAACAACAGCAUUACAAACUGUGCACAAACUGGGGAUCAGUGUUGGUGUCCCACUCCUCCACGAUUAGUAGACCUCCGCUGGACCUGCGCCGGUUUUAAAAAAAGAGACUUUUUGUAGUCACUGUGUUUCUGAUCUGAGCUCAGGAGAAUAUACAGUUCAUCUAGACGUUUGGAACUUAGUUACACACGAAUUGUAGAGGAGUAACAAGUGAUAUUUUCUGAAAUAAUGUGCUUUUUUUUUCUAAAGGUGCUGAAUUUAUCUCCUGUGAACUUGACGUUGC
Molecule: messenger RNA, 1533 nt
Organism: Chanos chanos (milkfish)
Lineage: Eukaryota; Metazoa; Chordata; Actinopteri; Gonorynchiformes; Chanidae
Gene: smarcb1b
Product: SWI/SNF related BAF chromatin remodeling complex subunit B1b
Exons: 9
Coding region: 4-1125 (373 amino acids)
Biological process (GO): chromatin remodeling
Cellular component (GO): nuclear chromosome
Source: RefSeq, a predicted model, not a curated record